Molecule: messenger RNA, 363 nt
Organism: Pseudoliparis swirei
Lineage: Eukaryota; Metazoa; Chordata; Actinopteri; Perciformes; Liparidae
Gene: sprn
Product: shadow of prion protein
Exons: 2
Coding region: 1-363 (120 amino acids)
Cellular component (GO): membrane
Source: RefSeq, a predicted model, not a curated record
AUGGUGGUCGCGACAUUCUGGACCUGCCUGCUGCUUUCUGCUUUCCUUUGUGAGCCGGUGCUGUCCAAGGGCGGUCGUGGAGGCUCCCGGGGCUCCUCUCGAGGCUCCCACUCCCGGAGGAGAGGAGGCGCCUACGGCGGGACCCGCUCUCGCUACAGGUCGACAGGGCGGUCCUCCGCGGUGAGGGUGGCCAGUGCGGCCGCAGCAGGGGCAGCAGUGGCAGUGGCGCUAACAGCGGAUAAAUGGUACGCCUCUGCCUACCGCCACAGCAAAGCCGACAGCUCAGACGAAGAGCUGGAUUACUACAACAGGACCAAUUACUUUGAUGCUCAGAUGCGUAGUCACUGGUGUCGAUCGCCAUGA